Molecule: messenger RNA, 2734 nt
Organism: Tribolium castaneum (red flour beetle)
Lineage: Eukaryota; Metazoa; Arthropoda; Insecta; Coleoptera; Tenebrionidae
Product: nose resistant to fluoxetine protein 6
Exons: 12
Coding region: 779-2725 (648 amino acids)
Molecular function (GO): acyltransferase activity, transferring groups other than amino-acyl groups
Source: RefSeq, a predicted model, not a curated record
GGUUUUAACGGGCAAACAGCUAAAUUUGUUUAAAUAAGAUUGUAAAAAUUGUAAAAUAAGUAUUAAUGAUUUAGAUCUCUCAUUGAAACUAUAAAUUACUUUAGCUAUUAUUUUCUUGAAUCGGUUGAAUAAUUUAUAACAGCUAAUUUUGAGAGAAAAUGCGACGUUGGCGUUUUAUAGUUUUGAAACAGCUAAUAAGAAUAUUUAACACUCAACACUCAAGCUAACGAGUGGAUAAAAUACUUUCUAAAACACCUAUACAAUAAAUUACUAUUAUUAUUAUUGCUGAUCAAAUUUCAUUGCGACUGUUGGAUAACGUUGCCAUAUAUCAUUUAUUUAAAAUUCGUUAUUUAACAAUAACUUUGAUACAAAGAUGUUUUUUACUUAUUUUUACGUUUAUAUGUAAGCUGCCAUUGAGUUGGGGCACCGGUUUUUAAGCACUUGGCAAAUAUAAUUUUAACAUAAACAAUUUUCUAUAGUUUUGUUAAACAUUUGAGAAGAACAACAUUAUGAAAAAACCAAAAACAAUCUUUGUGCUCUGUUUCUGUAUAAUUUUCUAAGCGUUUGAAACACUCGACCAGAGCUAAUUGUAACACCAUCUAUUUAUUUAAUCUCAGAUAAUUACAAAUCUUAAACAAGCCGUUUCUAAUUUUAUCGACUAUUCAUUUCACUACACCAUUUCUAAAUUACGUAAAACUUAAAAAAACGUGCUUUAUCAAAAACCACUGUUGCUUAUUGAGCAUAGUUACUUACAUAUUUUCUACAUCAUAAAAGUACAAUGUGGCUUCGAGAAUACUGGAACAUUAUUGUCUUGUUUUUUUCACGAUCUCCUGAAAUUCCAGAUUCCGAAUAUGCAUCUAUGCCAAACGUUUUUCAUUUUGAUGAAUAUGAUAAUUGUUUGUUAUCACAAAACGAUUCUUUAUAUUGCUCCAUUACGUUUCAGUUGUAUCCGAAUGAAAAUAAUUCAUCUGCAAUAUGGAAAUUAAUUGAGAAAACAUCUUUGGAGAAAAGAAAUUACAGACAUGAUAUUCUGAGACAUGGAAUUUGUAUUAAAGAAACGUGUCCCGAUGUGGCACUUGACGACUUUACAAAAAAUGUCCACAAAUUUACGGAAAAUUUAGAAAAAUGCUAUAAUCUUAAAUUCAGACAUAUGGGACUUGAAGGAAAAAUCACAAAAAUGCGUUGUGAAACGAACGAAUCUCCAUAUCCCAUCUCUUCAAUUGAUGUGGUGUUUGGUGCAUUUCUUGUCGUAUUUAUCCUACUUGUGCUGAUAGCGUGGAUCUACGACAUUUUUGCAUCUCCUGACUUCAAAGACACAAAAUUUGCCAAAUCGAAAUUUGGAAAGUUUAUCUCAAUAUUUUCCCUAACCCAAAACUGGCAUCGACUUAAUAAAAUCGAUCUCACCAAUCCUGAUAUCAGAUCAUUGCGAUGUCUGCAAGGCAUCCGUUUUUUCUGCAUGUACAACGUUAUUGCUGCACAUUGUGUGGCUGCUAAUUUAUCUAUUCCAGUUGUAAAUACCAGAUAUACAGAGGAGAUUUCCGAACGUGUGGCUGAUCGAUGGGUUGGAAGUGGCUCUCGACACGCUAUACUUCAAACUUAUUUUAUGUUGUCAUCGUGGCUGCUAACGUAUCAGUUUUUUGUGGAUCAUGAAAAGAAAGAAAAAAUCAAAUUUUCCUAUUUGGUCAAUUCGUUUGUGAAGAGAUACUUCAGAAUAACUCCCACUUUGCUCAUCCUUGUUGGUAUGUGUGCGACGUGGUUGGUCCAUCUAUCACGUGGUCCGUUUUGGGACGACAUUAUUGGUCAUUCCUACAGAACCUGCCGUUCCAAUUGGUGGAGCAAUCCCAUAUAUUUGAACAAUUUCAUACAUCCAGUCGAAAUGUGUCAACCCUCUCUAUGGUAUAUAGCUGUCGAUACACAAUACUAUAUAGUGGGCCUGUUUAUUUUGUGUCUCAUAUGGAAGUACCAAGAAAAAAUUGCACUAAUAUUAGGCUGCCUUUGGGUAGUACACGUCCUUGAUACAUAUUCUCGAAUCUAUAGUUCAAAAAUUAUUUUACCAAUUUAUCCAGAGUUGUUCUACAACAUGAAAUUUAUACUAUGGGACCAUGCUGGUUCAGUAGCUAAAGCCCCUAUUGCUAAUAUGUCAGGUCUGAUCGCUGGUUUAGGUUUUGGCUACACUUUUUACAAAUGUAGAAAUAAAAAAUUAUUUACCAAAAGGAUUCAUGUUAUUUUAUGGUGGUUUGCAAGUCUCGGAGUUUCAAUAUUGAUAAUCCCGAUUCCAGCACUAUUUAAAAAAACAACAAUAUUUUCAAAUAACCCUGAAGUUAAUUUUGCGAUAUAUGCUUGUUUAAGCAGAAGUAUCUAUAUUUUUGGGACGGGUUUUUUUAUUUUUGGAAUGACACACGGACAAGGACAUAUAAUAAGAGCAAUAAAUGAGUGGCCUCCUAUGUACGUUCUUGGCCGCCUCACUUACAGUGCUUACCUUUUACACGUUCCCAUCCAGUUGGUGAAAGCUGGCUUGAAAAGAGCACCAAAUUAUUUGAAUGACUUCAUUUUGAAUUGGGAGAUGCUUUCGGAUCUUUUCCUUUCCUACAUGGCGGCGUUGUUUUUUACACUUUUCUUUGAGCUGCCGAUUAGUGAGUUAAAAAAACACAUUACUUCAAUGUUGAAAAAUCUAAGGAGAAAUGAGGUUACUUGUUACAGCAAUAAAACAGAAAAGUGUGAAUAAAGGUUUUGC